GGCUUCAAUGGCUGGCCAACGAGGCGAAUCCGCGAACCGACCGACGCACAUUCUUCAAGGCAGCAUUUCCAACCACCACUUUCCCUCGUGCUGAGUUAUGUGUGUUCUCCGCGCGAUGUAUUUCAAUCGUCUUGCCCGCACAGCAUACCUCAGUCGACUGGGCUCCCGUAACAGCUUCAGAAUGGCAUCCACCAUUGUUGGAGCAUCAGGCCGCGAGUACAUCCAAGGCGAGGUUCUCCAGCGCGAUCCCAAGGAUAACAAACCUCGCAUCUUCAAAGCCGGGUGUGGAAAUGAGUCUUUUGUCUUCAAACACGUGUCUCAGCCCUUCUAUGAUCUGUCCCAGCAACUCGCUCUGGAGUUUGCAGGCUCUGGUCGGCUGCGGAUGCACGUGGAUGCCAACCAGAACGAGCGCAUCCUGGUGUAUCCAUACUUCAACAACACUCUCCUUGCCUUGAUUAGAGAAGAUCCGGACUUUCCUCCGGCAGAAAGGGUAAAAAUCCUGCGCGUUGUUGCCGAGGCUAUCCAAGAACUUCACUCCAAAGACUGGAUCCACAACGAUGUGAAACCUGACAACAUCCUGGUGGACUGGGCCAGCGACGAAGAUGGUAACAAGACGGUCACCAAGGCGGCGCUCGGCGACUUUGACAUUGCGCUCAAGCUGAAGGAUGGCAAGCCGCUCUACGGCCCUCAUGCCGUGGGCAAUGCCAUGUGGCGAAGCCCUGAAGCCCAGACCGGACGGGGCGUGACAAAGGCGUCUGACGUCUUUUCCUUUGGACUCGUCUGCAUCUACGCUCUUGGAGGCGGCGACUUCCUGCUCCUGGACAACUACCAGGAGCUUGCCGAGCGAGGAAUUAGCCCAGAGCAGGAGAUUCUGACCAGACACUUUGCGUACUUCGGCCCCGUGACCGAGGGGCUCCUGACGCAAGUCAACAGCGAGGUUUGGUCCAGGGCUCUGGAGGCCGCGUCGAGGACGGGACAGCGCGCUGUGGAGGAUAACCCUCUGCUGAGGUUCGAGUGCUGGGGGGAGGGCCUCGGCCCCGCGGCUGUCGACAUGAUCUCCGGCAUGACAAGGCUUGACCCGGCCGCCAGGCUGACGAUGGAGCAAGUCCUGGAGCAUCCGUGGUGGACGGAGGAGUAAUAGAGCAUGACGAGCCCCGCACCGUUGGCUGGCGUGGCGUCUUAAAAGACUGGCGUAGGUAAUUAGCCCCCACGACGGGCAUCUCGACACUCCAUUCCCGGCAGGCACCACAACGUGUUCUGCAUCAUCGCAGAUUGAGACGACUAUCGAGCUGGCUCUUUGCCACCCCCCUUUUGCGUAUGGUGUAAGCCGUUGAAUGCUUCAUUGCCAG
Messenger RNA from Thermothielavioides terrestris NRRL 8126, 1349 nucleotides. RefSeq lists its product as uncharacterized. Gene Ontology annotation, molecular function: ATP binding; protein serine/threonine kinase activity. Bases 182 to 1138 code for a protein of 318 amino acids. NCBI's taxonomy places the organism in Eukaryota, Fungi, Ascomycota, Sordariomycetes, Sordariales, Chaetomiaceae. The record is from RefSeq and is a predicted model, not a curated record. The transcript has 4 exons. Gene Ontology annotation, cellular component: nucleus. Gene Ontology annotation, biological process: protein phosphorylation; mitotic DNA damage checkpoint signaling.